Molecule: messenger RNA, 1613 nt
Organism: Cylicocyclus nassatus
Lineage: Eukaryota; Metazoa; Nematoda; Chromadorea; Rhabditida; Strongylidae
Source: the annotation of a GenBank genome assembly
GAAUUUUCAGGUGCUAUGGCAAUUACUGAGGACAACGCCCUCAGCAGUUUGCACCAAUUUCUCGCUGCUACCCAGCCCCUACAGUCGCUACAGCGAUCACCGGAAAAGAUCCCCAGCAUGGACGACAUUAUGCAUACCGUACUACAGCAACUGCCGUCCUUCAAUAGUUACCCGACACCGGUAGAUGCGAAACCGGCGGGAUCGUCGGACAGCGACACCCCUCGCAAUCAGAGCCCUAAUAGUGAUGUUACUACUGAAACUCAGCAAGCACUUGGUGGAAAAGAACCUCGGCCCUAUCGUCAAGAGCCUUGGCAUGAGUGCUUUACCACCGUAAAUAAGAAGGAGUUUGAUGCUCUGAUCUACUCGUUGUAUGUGAUGGCCAGAGACGAUAAGAAACUGGACGGUUAUGAGUAUUAUGAGUGCAUAAAUCGGCUGCAAAGCAAAUGCCGCUAUCGAGUCAGGGCCAGACGGAUGAACGAAUUCAUCAUCGUUGAGGAACGGGGAGCUCACAAUCAUGCUAUGGAGCCUGUAGGGACUCCCGGAACUCAUGCGGGUUUACCCAAAACACUUAGAGAAAUCGUUGACAAAUCGUUCUAUGAAGAUUGGCCCAAUGCUACUCGACAAGAGAAGCUUGAAGAGGAGGUUCAACGCCUUGGCCUACCACAUAAUCCACGACUUGGUAGGCAAGUGGACAAUCGCAUAGCUUAUUUAAGAAGAGUCAAGAAUCUCAACGAAAUGAAGAAAAUUCAGGAUCAGGCUACGCCGCUCAUCACCGAAGAAUUUAUGGCCGACGGUGACGCGAAGGUGAAUGCACUGCCAGCUGCUGCUGUACAGGAAAAAGCGCAACCGACCCCCGCUUCGUCCACCACGAGGGGUCCAGCCGAACUGCUACAGUUGAUGAUGCAGGGAGGACAAAUACCGGAACUAAACGCGGAAACACAGGCGCAGCUGAUGGCGCUGAUGAUGAGUGGAGCUCCUGCAACGAUUGGCGACAAUGAAAGCAGCAGUGACAAUAGCGCAGCCAUGACAUCUACUAUGCCACAGUUCCCACUGACGUCACUGCCUCCAUUGUUGAACCCUUUCCUUCACGGGUCCUCGUCUAUGCCCAGUUUGCUGCCUUCUAUCAACCCGUCUGGUGAUGACAACCUGGCUGCAGCUGAUGAUGGUGGCGAAGAUUCUGUAGACAUAGACGACGACGAUGGCGCCACUGACGACGGAUACCGCCUGGACGGUGCUCAAUGAUGUUUCGGCUCUCAAGGACAGUAUUUAUCAAUUCCCAUCCUCGAUAAGGCGCUGUUUCGUCAUAAACGAGCGCCUAUCGCCCGAUCGGGCGCUUGGUAAUAAUGCUGAAACAACGCUCGGUUAGAGAUCGGAAAAUUGCUAAGUACUGCUCUAGGACUUUGUGUGCCUACGUGUGUGUAUUGCAUAUCUGGCUUGUUGUUCUCUUUCUCAGUUCUUUACUGAUGACAUUAUUUCUUACCGACUGAUGAGGUUUAUUUGAGUAUUUUGCCUGUGUAUAUAAUUCAUAUCAAGGGUCAUUUUCACUCGCUCUCUCCCUAUCAGUAUCCUCAUGUUUUUGAAGCCUUAUUUGUACGGGACCAUAACUCAAGGCC